Molecule: messenger RNA, 2382 nt
Organism: Phlebotomus argentipes
Lineage: Eukaryota; Metazoa; Arthropoda; Insecta; Diptera; Psychodidae
Gene: resilin
Product: pro-resilin
Exons: 6
Coding region: 1-2382 (793 amino acids)
Cellular component (GO): extracellular matrix
Source: RefSeq, a predicted model, not a curated record
AUGGCGCGAAACAUAAUGCGAAGAUCGAUCGUCUUCCGCAUGGGAUCCAAUAUGUUCACGCCGAAGAUCGGCAGUAAUGAGCGCAACAAUUUCAAAAAUGCUCAAUUCCACUUGGAUUUGUCACGACGAUUUUCGGGCUUACUGCGCGGAAAUUACAUAAAUUGUGUGUCUGUGCGACUCUUGAAUAUGUUCUGUAUGCAAAUAAAUAGAAUUCAUCACCUCUCAUCUCUUGCUCUGACUCUUCUGCCGCCUCCUUCACAUCUUCCCGCCAAAUUAAACUGCAAUUCGCCGACUUUGACAGAGUCAAUUGAUGUGGCAGAAAGUGCCUCAAAUCGGCACAUCCACUCCGUCAGUGCACAGCAAUUGCUCUGUCCUGUUCGCUGGGCUCAUCAAGCGUCUUGGACUUUGGUGGUGCUGCUGGCCACUCUGUGCGCCGUCAGUGCGCGCCCGGAGCCGCCAGUGAACAGCUACUUGCCGCCGUCGUCGUCCUAUGCGGCUCCAGGCCAGCAGGGCGGCUCCUCCUUCGGCGGGGGCGGCGGCGGAGGGGGCUUCGGGGGUCCUUCCUCCUCCUAUGGCCCUCCCGGGCAGACUGGCAGCCAGGCUGGAGGCUUCGGUGCUCAAGCUGGUGGCGGCUACAAUCCCACCGGAGGCGCCGGCGGAUUCGGAGGAGCCUCUCAGAGGCCAUCAUCCUCCUACGGCCCACCCGGUCAGACUAAUGGCUUUGGGGGUGGUUUUGGAGCACAGCCCGGAUCGCAGAGGCCUUCGUCGUCUUACGGAGCACCAGGACAACCAGGCACCAAUGGAUUCGGUCAACAAGGAGGCCCAGGAGGAUCUUUCGGGGGCGCUCAGCGACCGUCUUCCUCUUAUGGUGCUCCUGGUCAGACUCCUGGAGGCUUCGGACAAGGCGGACCGGCAGGUGGCGCCCAGAGACCUUCAUCUAGCUACGGCCCUCCAGGCCAGGACGGCGGAUUUGGCGGCCAAGGCGGACCGGGAAGCUUCGAUCCUCGCGGCCAGAGACCUUCAAGCUCAUAUGGCGCUCCUGGACAGCCCGGAGGCGGUUUUGGAGGCCAAGGUCAACCUGGACAAGCUGGAGCGCCCGGCUUUGGCGGAUCACAGCGUCCCUCCUCAUCUUAUGGCCCACCUGGUCAGGGCGGACCCGGUGGAUUCGGCCCUGGCGCACAGUCUGGCGGUCCCGGAGGAUUCGGCGGUGCGCAGCAGCCGUCGUCCAGCUACGGUCCUCCUGGACAGAGCGCUGGUGGGUUUCAAGGAGCACUCGGGUCUGCUGGCGGCUUUGGUGGUCCCGGACAGCGCGGUGGAUUCGGUGCUGGCCAGACUCCUUCAUCAUCUUACGGAGCGCCAGGUCAAGGUGGCCCAGGUGGCUUUGGGGGACCCGGAAGCCAGCGUCCCUCCUCCAGCUAUGGCCCACCAGGACAGUCUCCCGGCCAGAGAGGGCCAGGAUUCGGUGGCCAGGUCCCCUCAUCAAGCUACGGAACUCCUUCGUUCGGCGCUGGCGGCAGUCAGGGCGGAACUCAGGGCGGAAGCCAAGGCGCUUUCGGCGCCGGCGGCCAGGGUGGCCAAGGGUUCGGUGGUGAUCAGGGGCAGGAGCCAGCGAAGUAUGACUUCAACUACCAGGUAGAGGACCGUCCCAGCGGUUUGUCCUUCGGUCACUCUGAGCAGAGAGACGGCGACUACACAAGCGGUCAGUACAAUGUCUUGCUUCCAGAUGGUAGAAAACAAAUAGUAGAAUAUGAGGCAGAUCUAGGCGGUUACCGACCACAAAUCAAGUAUGAAGGUGAUAGUUCCGGGACAGGCGGUGCCGGAGGAUAUCCUUCAGGAGGCCCAGGUGGUCCAGGAGGUCCAGGAGGAGCUGCUGGCUAUCCGUCAGGCGGUCCAGGAGGAGCUGCUGGCUAUCCCUCAGGAGGCCCAGGCGGUCCAGGUGGUCCAGGAGGAGCUGCUGGCUAUCCGUCGGGCGGACCAGGAGGAGCUGGAGGCCAGGCUGGAUAUCCAGGAGGCAGUCUAGAGGGUGGGGAUGCUGGCUAUUCCAGAGGAGGACCGAGUGGAGCCGGUGGAUUCGGUGGCCAAGGCACGUCGGGCUUCGGGGGCGGAUUCGGCGGUCCAGGUGGUGCAGGUGGUCAAGGUGGACAAGCUGGCUUCGGUGGCGGAGAUGCUGGAUAUCCUCGCGGAGGUCCUGGAGCCGGACAGACGGGUUUCCAAGACGGCAGAGGCGCUUUCGGCGCAGCUUCGCAGCCAGGAAGCCGUGGUGGAUUCGGCGGCGGCGGUGGCGGCGGCCCAGGAAGUCGAGGAGGCUCGCCAGGUGGCUUCCCCGGCGGAGCUGAUGGCUACCCAAGAGACAAUCCCUCGAAUCGAGGCUCCGGCUAUUGA